Molecule: messenger RNA, 2426 nt
Organism: Onychostoma macrolepis
Lineage: Eukaryota; Metazoa; Chordata; Actinopteri; Cypriniformes; Cyprinidae
Gene: rap1gapl
Product: RAP1 GTPase activating protein-like
Exons: 19
Coding region: 308-1975 (555 amino acids)
Biological process (GO): activation of GTPase activity; regulation of small GTPase mediated signal transduction
Cellular component (GO): cytoplasm
Molecular function (GO): GTPase activator activity
Source: RefSeq, a predicted model, not a curated record
CAUUGUAUCUGUUCAAAGGCUUUUAGUUGGUCUGUAUAUGUGCAGUAGUUCACCGACCUCUGAUGUCAGUGGCAGGAGAUGGGCAUGCAAGAGUUACUCCUGUCAGUCAACAGGCAGCAGGAGACAAGGAAGGAUGUAGGGAGAGAUUAAAUGAGAGAGUGGCAGGGGGCAGAGAGAAAAGAGAGAGAGCUACACACACACACACACACACAGAGAGACAGGGAGAAGCAGUUAAUUCACCAUCAGGAGUGAUGGCCUGCAUGCCUGGUUAGCAUAUUUCUGUGGCUGUCUGUAAUAAACACUUACCAUGGAGGGGAGAAACGAGAAGUUGUUCUCCAGGAAAAGAAGUUUCACAUUCGGCGCUUACGGAGGGAUUGACAAGUUCAUCACUGGAAAUGAGAGCAGCUGUGCAGAAUCUGUGGGUCACAGCAUACUGGAUAUUUUGGAUUCCCCCUCCAGUGAGGCUAAGCCACUCACUUCUGCACCGUCCAGUCAGAAGGUCACGGAGUUGUUUGCAAUCAUUGAAAAGCUACAGGGUAGCAGAUUGGACGAACAGCGUUGUGAGUUCCCACCACCUCUGAGGACACGGCUGUUAAAGAUUGGAGAUGGCUUACCUCUCAUCCUGCCCCCUAAAUCUGGAGGUUAUUGGAUCGACCCUCCCCUGGAUAGACAUGUGGAGACCAGUCCUACUCUCUCACAGGGGGGCUUUGGUCUGGAGAGCUACGACAUCAUGGAGAGAGACAGUGAAGCUAAAGUCUAUCAGGAAUUCUUCCGCCACAGAUAUCAUCAUUCAUUCACUGCCUGUGACCCCUCUCUUGGGCCCCUAGUUUUGUCUGUUUGUCUUGAGGAAGAGGAAAAUCGCCUGAGAGUCAUUUUGAGGAUGAAGGAGUGCUCAAUUCAUGGCACAUUCUCUGUUUCUCUCUUUCAACAAUUCCCCACGGCAGUGGAGCUGGCAAAGAUGCUGUGCUCAAGUGUCAGCGUCACAUGUUUUGAGGCUGUGAGUUACUUAAAGGCCCCAGAGAUCAUAAUGGCAUUUGAUGAACACAGAGUGUCUCAAAAUUUUAAAUUUGGUGUCUUAUACCAGAGAGAAGGACAGUUAACAGAGGAAGAUAUUCUUAGUAACAAUGAGGAAAGUGAGGAGUUUUUGGAGUUUUUAUCAAUACUUGGGCAGACGGUCAAACUGCAAGGAUUUACUGGUUUCAGGGGAGGUCUGGAUGUGUCUCAUGGCCAGACAGGAAAUGAAGCAGUUUUCACCUCCUUCCAUGGACGUGAGAUUAUGUUCCACGUUGCCACUAAACUACCUUUCACAGAAGGAGAUACACAACAGUUGCAGAGAAAGAGACACAUUGGGAAUGAUAUUGUUGCCCUUGUCUAUCAGGAGGGCAACACUCCCUUCAUUUCGGAUGUGAUCAGAUCCCACUUCUUGCAUUGUUUCAUUGCAGUGAGGAGGAUAAAGAGAGAGAAUGAGGGAGAGGGGGGAGAUGGGGGAUCAUUUCAGGUAUCUGUCACCGCUAGAGAGGAUGUACCCCCGUUUGGCCCACCCCUUCCUACACCGCCCAUUUUUACAGAGGGCUCAGUUUUAAGAGAGUUCCUCUUGACCAAACUUAUAAAUGCUGAAAUAUCUUGCUACAAGGCUCUGAAAUUCAGUCGACUGGAGUUACGAACACGUUCAUCUCUUUUGGAAGCACUGCGGUCUGAACUGUCUUCCCGAUCCCAAUGCAUGUUGGGAGAGCCGUCACAGCCCAGCAUCCCCCUUACUGAAGGGGGGAGGAGUGUUCAGGAGGGUGGAGGAGGAUUCAUUGAGAACUUUAAGAGAGCUAUUAGGGUGCGAAGCCAUUCGUUCGAUACCUUGGGAGUACCAAAGAAGGCAGGUGGUGUAGCAGGGCAGCGACCAAAGGAUGGUGAGAGCGAGCAGACAAGCAACGUGGGCUACACUGAGACAAGAGGUCAAACCAGUCCCCAGGACGACUUAUAGAUGGAUGUCACUAAUUCUGAGGCCUAAGCACAAAAAAGCCUUCCACAGACUUCAAGAUACAUUGAAGAGUGCAAAGCACAAUAAAGUAAAUAGAUAUUUUAAUUAAAAAUUUGUGUAUUAAGGUAAGUUGUUACUAGCUACAAGUGCAAUCAGAAAGAUAUGAAUAUAUGUUUCAUAAACUGUAUUUUAUCAUUUGAAUGUCUUUGAAGUGGCAUAGUUUAGAUUUGAUGGCUGCUUAUAGCUGAUGUAUCCCAGUGAAGGUGGGUUUCAUUUCUGGAAUUUAACAAACUCAUUUUUCUGUAAUUUAUCCAGUAAACUGUGAUUAAAUAUUUGUGUAUUUUAAAUACAUUUCAGCUCACAAUGAGUGAAAAAAAUAAACCUGAUUAGCCAUCUCUUCUGUUAUUCAGUUUUCUAUCCACCUUAUUUUUAAUGCAUGUACAAGGUCCUUGUC